Sinocyclocheilus grahami is the source of this 1842-nucleotide messenger RNA. Its product is annotated as cysteinyl leukotriene receptor 2-like. Gene Ontology annotation, biological process: G protein-coupled receptor signaling pathway. The coding region runs from base 153 to 1187 and encodes 344 amino acids. The record is from RefSeq and is a predicted model, not a curated record. Gene Ontology annotation, cellular component: plasma membrane. NCBI's taxonomy places the organism in Eukaryota, Metazoa, Chordata, Actinopteri, Cypriniformes, Cyprinidae. Gene Ontology annotation, molecular function: G protein-coupled receptor activity. The transcript is spliced from 3 exons.
UGCUACUACAUUUUGGACUCCUCCACCUGCACUGCAUUUCCUGAAAUAGCACAGAAGUUGACAAUGCUGUGCUGGUUUGGCUAGUGACAAAACUGUGCGCGCUUUUGGACGACCUGCUUUUCACCUCUUCACACUGCAGAAAAGGGAAGGACAUGAAUGUGUCUUUUCCAGAGCUCAGGGAAAACAUCUCCUGUUUGAGCUCCAACAGCACCGAUUACUUCAAACGCCAAGUGUAUCCUGCAGCAUACAUACUCUUUUUUGUCCUGGGACUUGUCGGUCACUCUUUAUCUGUCUGCGUCUUCUUCAGCCAAUGGAGGACCCAGAAGAGUUUCACUCCAGUCAGCUUGUUAAUGGUGAACCUGUUAGUAUCAGACCUCAUGCUGGUGUCCUCUCUGCCCCUGAGGGUCUCAUACUACAUACUGAACUCACACUGGAUGUUUGGUCACGUCACCUGUAAAUUAAUCUCAUACGUGUUUUAUCUGAAUAUGUACAGCUCUGUGUAUUUCCUAGUGGCCCUGAAUAUCCUGCGUUAUCUGGCGCUGGUGCGGCCAUACCUAUACAUACGCAUACAGACACACUACGUCGCAGGUAUCGUGUGUGCCCUCAUUUGGCUCUUUAUGGGUUUGGCAUGCAGUCCACUGUUGUUUACUAAGAAAAAACAUCAAGACGAAGGCAGUUUUCGAUGUUUGGAGCUGGCGGAGGACAACGUGGACCAAUUGCUCCUCAUCAACAACGUUGCAUUUCCGGUGGGCUUUGUGUUGCCUUUGGUGGUUGUUCUUUUCUGCUCGGUCUUGGUUGCAAAGAACCUUCUGAGGCCUAGUCCUGCACUCGGUAGGACCAGACCUUGCAGGAAGAAGGCUUGCGCUCUGGUCAUCAUCAGCCUUGGGAUCUUUCUGGUGUGCUUUUUUCCGUAUCACAUAGUGCGGACAAUCUUCUUAACAACUGAGAAGCAUGGCCAGAUAAAUGGGUACAAAGACUCGUGUGACUUUAUUUUGGUAGUCCGUAAGGCUGCCGUCAUAGCGCAUUGCUUGUGCACGGCUAACAGUUGUCUGGACCCUAUUCUCUUCUUCUUCGUUGGGGAAAAUUUCCGAUCAUUCUUUGCUAAAUGGACAGGAGGAAGAAAAACCAGCACUUGUGCUGCAGGGAGAAAUCUACAGCAGGAAGAGUUACGGGUUUUGCAGAACUGAAUGGAAAAUGGGUGAACAGACCAGAAGUACAAACAAAGAACACACAAGAAGUACCUCAUUCUUCUGUAUACUUCAUAAAUAGAUGCACGAAAAGGUCACGUUUUACUGAUCUGUCUUUAGAGGUGUUUACACUGAUGGUGAUUAGAGGAAUAUUCUGGGUUCAUUACUAGUUAAACUCAACAAAAAUUUGAUUUCUGCAAAUUAAUUUUAACUGAUACCUAUUUUUCUAAAAAAAAAAAAAAAAGCAAAAAUCUUGGUUGCAAUGAGGCGGUUACGAAGAAACUGAAGGGCUAAUUUGUAAACAUUAAAAUAGGCUACUCGCUGUUUCAGUAGGAUAGCCACAAGACUUAAGUAAAAUGUGUGUUAUGAUUUAGUGUGGAAAAAUACUAAAGUUUUCUGUAUUCAAUCUUACAACUUUGUCACGAUGAGAACGCAAUACCAUAAACCCUAAAAUGACCAUUAAAAUGAUGACAACAGCUAUACAGCAGUUUUUAAUAGAAGACUAAUGCCUGGUUUCACAGACAAAGCUUAAGUCUUAAAUGCAUGUUUGAGCUGCCUUAACUGAAAGCAACUUGCACAUACCUUAAAAUAUAUUAGUCCCAUUGAUUUGUAUCAAGAUGCACACCAGUAAUGUUUUUUUCCUAGGGCACAUAUA